Messenger RNA from Salarias fasciatus (jewelled blenny), 4646 nucleotides. RefSeq names its product transmembrane 9 superfamily protein member 4 (gene tm9sf4). The transcript is spliced from 18 exons. NCBI's taxonomy places the organism in Eukaryota, Metazoa, Chordata, Actinopteri, Blenniiformes, Blenniidae. Gene Ontology annotation, biological process: protein localization to membrane. Gene Ontology annotation, cellular component: membrane. The record is from RefSeq and is a predicted model, not a curated record. Bases 24 to 1961 code for a protein of 645 amino acids.
GUCACCAAUGACACGUAUUCAAAAUGGCGGCUGCAGGAAUGGAGAGGUGGUGGGCCGCCCUGAUGCUGCUGUCCUCAGUGCCCGUGGUCCCGACCUUCUACGUUCCUGGAGUCGCUCCGAAGAACUUCCGUGAAGGUGAAACUGUAGAUAUUAAGGCGGUGAAGCUCACCAGCUCCCGGACUCAGCUGCCCUACGAAUACUACUCCAUACCGUACUGCAAGCCGGGCGACGUCGUCUACAAGGGCGAGAACCUGGGCGAGGUGCUGCGGGGAGACCGGAUUGUAAAUACACCGUACAACGUGGCCAUGAACAAGGAGAAGAAAUGCGAGAUCGUCUGCAGCAAGAAAAAGCUGAGCAUCAAAGAGAGCAAGCUGGUGGCUGAGAGAAUCCAGGAGGAGUAUUAUGUUCACCUCAUCGCAGAUAACCUCCCAGUGGCCACCAGGUUAGAGUAUUACCCCAGCAGGGAGGCGGCGGCGGAGGAGGAGCAGAAGAAGGACAUCGUGAAGGACGUCCAGUUUGAGCACGGCUACAGGCUGGGCUUUGUGGACAACAAUAAGUUUUACCUUCACAACCACCUGUCCUUCAUCCUCUACUUCCACCGGGAGAAACUGGAGGAGGGAGACGUCCACGACUACAGGGUGGUGCGAUUCGAGGUCAUCCCGCAGAGUGUGAAAGUAGAAGACCUGAAGGCUGUGGAAAAAGACGGAACCUGCACCCUGCCCGAGGCCAGCGGCUCCGCCGCCCAGGAGAUCGACCCCAGCAAGGAGAACGAGGUGCUCUUCACCUACUCGGUGCGCUGGGAGGAGAGCGAGGUGAAGUGGGCGUCCCGCUGGGACACGUACCUGACCAUGAGCGACGUCCAGAUCCACUGGUUCUCCAUCGUCAACUCCGUGGUGGUGGUCUUCUUCCUGUCAGGUAUUCUGAGUAUGAUCAUCAUCAGGACCCUGAGGAAGGACAUCGCCAACUACAACCGAGAGGACGACCUGGAGGACACCAUGGAGGAGUCCGGCUGGAAGAACGUCCACGGGGACGUCUUCAGGCCCCCCCAGUAUCCCAUGAUCCUCAGCUCCCUGCUGGGCUCCGGGAUCCAGCUCUUCUGCAUGGUCCUCAUCGUCAUCUUCGUGGCCAUGCUGGGCAUGCUGUCUCCGUCCAGCAGAGGAGCUCUGAUGACCACCGCCUGCUUCCUCUUCAUGUUCAUGGGUGUGUUUGGCGGUUACUUCGCCGGCCGGCUGUACCGCACGCUGAAGGGCCAGCGCUGGAAGAAGGGAGCGUUCUACACCGCCACGCUGUAUCCCGCCGUGGUGUUUGGGAUCUGCUUCAUCCUCAACUGCUUCAUCUGGGGGGAGCACUCGUCCGGCGCCGUUCCCUUCACCACCAUGCUGGCCCUGCUGUGCAUGUGGUUCGGGAUCUCCAUGCCCCUGGUCUACCUGGGCUACUACUUCGGCUUCCGCAAGCAGCCGUACGACAACCCGGUGCGGACCAACCAGAUCCCCCGGCAGGUCCCGGAGCAGCGCUGGUACAUGAACAAGUUCGUGGGGAUCCUGAUGGCGGGGAUCCUUCCCUUCGGAGCCAUGUUCAUCGAGCUCUUCUUCAUCUUCAGCGCCAUCUGGGAGAAUCAGUUCUACUACCUGUUCGGCUUCCUCUUCCUGGUCUUCAUCAUCCUGGUGGUGUCCUGCUCCCAGAUCAGCAUCGUCAUGGUCUACUUCCAGCUGUGUGCAGAGGACUACCGCUGGUGGUGGAGAACCUUCCUGGUCUCCGGAGGCUCCGCCUUCUACGUCCUGGUUUACGCCGUCUUCUACUUUGUCAACAAGCUGGACAUCGUGGAGUUCAUCCCCUCCCUGCUGUACUUCGGCUACACCGCCCUCAUGGUGCUGUCCUUCUGGCUGCUGACGGGGACGAUCGGCUUCUACGCCGCCUACAUGUUCAUCAGGAAAAUCUACGCGGCGGUGAAGAUCGACUGAGCGGCCGCUCCGCCGCUCUCCUUCCUCACUUUUUUUGUUUUUGUUUUGUUUUUGUUUAGUUCUUUUUUUAAACUGUGUAUUUUUAUCCACGUCCGACAAACACUGACCUGCGCGCAGAGAGCGCCGCCUGCUGGCGGAGGACGGACGGGACGGCGGCGGCUCCUCCUCUUUUUGUUCCCCUCAGAGACUCGGAGGCAGCGGCGCCCCUCUGCCUCGUCACCCCGCGCGCACACACACACACACACACACACACACACACACACACACACACACACACACGCGCGCGCACACGGCGGGCCGAAGCUUCCUGCACGCCCCCUGCUCUGUGUCGCCGUCUCUGCAGGACUCUGCUCCUGUGUGUCUGUCCUGGCUCGUCUCUCCUGUGUGUGGGCUGAUGGGAAGGCUCGGGGCGUCUGCCGGUGGUCGUGGGGUUUGUUGUCUGGGACCGAUGCGGGGAUGGAAAUCAUUUCGGGGAGUUCUACAUUGUAUCACCAGAAAAAGAAAAAAAGAAAAAAAAAAAGGUUAAAUUAAAUGUUCUAUUAUUUUUUACUCUACUUGUACGUUCCCUGUCGUUCUGAGCUCGCCGCUCUUCCCCCCCCAACGCCGUCAGUGUAGCCUGAGCAGCGCUGCAGCCUGCUGAACUAUGCAGUACUGGAGAGAGAGAAAGCGAGCGAGCGAGGGCUCUCCGAUACAUCCAGCUGAGAUCGCCCCGUCACGCGGGGGGUCAGAGGUCAACCCCCCCCCGCUUCAUUAAAAACAAUCAGCCGAUCGACACCGCUGGGUUCACACGAGCAGCACCAGUUCGAUUUGUAUCAUGAUUCCGGUGUGGAAGGACUUCUGUGCACGGCUCCGGUUCACGUGCACGGCCAGAGCUCACGGAUAAGAUUGAUACCACAGAGCGGCAAACUGACCCGCCUCCAACUGGAGACUCCUCCCGCCGCCACGCCGCCCGAAAACCUCUCCUCCGAAAGAAAACGAUGGCCGAGGUUUUUCUACGUCUGUGUGAACGUUGUGGUUUUAUGAGUUACUGUUUUGUUUUUUGAUUUUCUUGAUCAGAUGUGUCUCUGUGGUUCAUUGCUGUUUGCUUUUUUUUUCCUAAAUGUAAUCUGAAACGACGGCAUGAGUCCACUGCAUGUUCUCACUAGAGUAGACGGCUGGAAUCAGUCAUGUUUAUUGUGACCGGCUGCCAGCAGCAGCUGUUUAUCGAAUGUAUAUAUGAGCGGCUGUGCUAAGCUAGCUCCCCUCUAGCGGUAGCGUUUGCGUUCCAUCCAGACAUGUGCUAACUGAGCUACGCUGCUACGUACCAGUAGCUUUAUAUGAACUUUAGUGCCUUUUUGCUAACUGCGCUAACCAGCUGCUAGUAACGACUUUCUCUUAAAAACCAUACAGACAUUGUGGGACGAGCGAACCGUCUAAUUGUAGAAUCACUUUACAUUCAGACAGAAGACAUGGCCAUCUUGAAAUAGCGUAUACUUAAAUGAACAGGUUGGUUUACAGAACAAAAACUGUUCCUUGUUUCACCGUCAACUAAAUGCUAGUUGGAGCUUCUUCCCUUCUGUUAUUAGUAGUUAAAAUAACUUAUUUAUUUGAACGAGAUCAUUUAUGCUAAAAUAGGUUAGCUUGCUGCUAAAAACAGCUGAAUUCAGCAGGUGCGUCUUGGCUUGCUGCUUAUCACACUUUGAGUUUGUUCAUGUGAAAACAUUGUUUAUGCUGAACUUAGAACUAACUCUACACACAUUAGCUUCUUACUUCAUGUUUUUAGACAUGAAAUCGGUUUUGUGUAAGUUGCUAGCUGCUUGUGUUCCUAUGCUAAGCUAAACAGCUGCUAGGAGGACACAACAGAACCAGGCUCUGACUUUAUGCUAGCUUUAGCCUCCGCUAGUUGUAACUUCUCUGUUCCAUUCCGAGUUCACCGGCCGACCCUCCCAGCUUUCCCGAUGACGGGAGUCGGUGGGUUUAUCCUGUGGUAUCAAUCUUUUCUUCUAACUCUUGUCAAAAGGGCUCUUCAGUGGCGGGAAAUGCUAACGUGGAGCCUCCCAGACCGAGCAGGCAUCAGCAUCAGGCGGCAACCAGAACGGGAACGCUCAGUAUUUGACGGUGGAAGUCCUCGCUCCCAGCAUGCAGUGCGCUCUCCGAGACCUCCAUGUAAAUAUUUAAGCAGUCUUGCUCGCGCAGACAGGUGGUUUCGGCGCCACUUGAUGCACCCGGUGGUUUUUGCACAGAAGGAGGCGCCUGGAUGGAUCCUGAUUCUCCAGUGACAGACUGGCCCUCCUGUUUCCUCCUCUUUUCCUCUUCGCCAUCAGAGAGCAACACGGGCCCGGGUCCACGGCGCCCCAGAACACCGGAUCGAGCAGACGCCUGGAGACGGACUCUCGCCUCUCCUGCUGCUGAGGAGCACAGUGCCGGGGAGAUUUUUUUUACAGACUCGGGAGAGGCCCGAGUUCAGUGCGACGGAGGCUUUUCCCAGUGUACAUAGAAGAGGAAAAACCACGGCUUUGUAUUUGUUGCGUUGUCGCUGUCCGUGGCGCUCUCUGUGAUGAAUCCAGUCGUCGUUUUAGCCAAAAGCAUGACGCUCAUAAUGACUCUCGGAAACAAACUUGUUACUGCUACUUUUCUCUCGGUUCCUUUUACAGAAUGUUCAAUUACAAAAUGUACAAUGAUCAAUAAAAGUGACGAGCAGUUGAA